Marchantia polymorpha subsp. ruderalis is the source of this 2806-nucleotide messenger RNA. The record is from the annotation of a GenBank genome assembly. NCBI's taxonomy places the organism in Eukaryota, Viridiplantae, Streptophyta, Marchantiopsida, Marchantiales, Marchantiaceae.
GCGAGACAUCGCUUACUAGUCGCGAAUGUUGUAGAUCUUCAUCUCUGCUUGUGCCGUUGUUGUUCUCUGUGCGCUUGUGCUGCGCAUCCGUUGCCUUGCCUGUCCUCCCUCCUCGCGCAGCGUUCGUGAGCGUCCUCGACACGCUCGCCGGCUGCCUUUCAUUACUUGUUCUCUCGCCUCCCAUCUCUCGUCUCUCGCCUUCUGUUCUCUUCCUCAAUUUUCCGAUCUCUUGUACCAUCGAUCGAUCUGAUCAGGAGGAAGCAGGCACGACGAGACUCUUUCGCUGCACUUCGAAGGAGGAGCGAAGGAAGGAAGGAAGGAAGGAAGGAGUCGAGGAGGAGAUUGAGCAUCUGCUGUUAGGCUGUGCUGUGACUGCGUGAAAGUUUAGAGAAGCCUAGCAGUUUAAGGAGAAGGAAGAGAUGAGAGAAAUCAUCAGCAUACACAUUGGACAGGCGGGUAUCCAAGUCGGAAACGCUUGUUGGGAGCUCUACUGCCUCGAGCAUGGCAUUCAGCCCGAUGGACGCAUGCCAUCGGAUACCACAACUACCGUCGGAGACGACGCCUUCAACACUUUCUUCAGUGAAACUGGAGCCGGGAAACACGUUCCCCGAGCUGUUUUUGUGGAUCUAGAGCCUACUGUCAUUGAUGAAGUCCGGACUGGUACAUACCGACAACUAUUUCACCCAGAGCAGCUGAUUUCCGGAAAGGAGGAUGCGGCCAACAACUUCGCUCGCGGCCAUUACACUGUGGGCAAGGAGAUUGUAGAUUUGUGUCUAGAUCGUGUGAGGAAGCUGGCCGACAACUGUACCGGUUUGCAAGGUUUCUUGGUGUUCAACGCUGUCGGAGGUGGAACAGGUUCAGGCCUGGGUUCUCUUCUUCUAGAGCGCCUGUCCGUGGACUAUGGAAAGAAGUCCAAACUUGGAUUCACAAUCUAUCCAUCCCCUCAGGUUUCAACCGCUGUGGUAGAGCCUUACAACAGUGUGCUGUCAACGCAUUCGCUCUUGGAGCAUACCGACGUGGCAGUUUUGUUGGAUAACGAAGCCAUUUACGACAUCUGCAGACGUUCUCUAGACAUUGAACGACCAACAUACACCAAUCUUAAUCGCCUUAUCUCUCAAAUUAUCUCCUCGUUGACCACCUCUCUUCGUUUUGAUGGAGCCCUCAAUGUGGAUAUUACCGAAUUUCAGACAAAUCUUGUCCCGUAUCCUCGUAUCCACUUUAUGCUUUCUUCGUAUGCUCCAGUUAUCUCGGCAGAAAAAGCUUACCAUGAGCAACUUUCGGUUCCUGAGAUCACCAAUGCUGUUUUUGAACCAUCAAGCAUGAUGGCCAAAUGCGACCCUCGUCACGGAAAGUACAUGGCCUGCUGUUUGAUGUACCGAGGAGACGUGGUUCCCAAGGAUGUCAACGCCGCCGUCGCCACCAUCAAGACCAAGCGAACUGUACAAUUCGUUGACUGGUGUCCUACUGGGUUCAAGUGUGGAAUCAACUAUCAGCCACCAACAGUCGUGCCUGGUGGUGAUUUGGCCAAGGUGCAGCGUGCUGUGUGUAUGAUCAGCAACAACACAGCAGUUGCGGAGGUGUUUUCAAGGAUCGAUCACAAGUUCGAUCUUAUGUACGCCAAGAGGGCUUUCGUACAUUGGUAUGUUGGUGAAGGUAUGGAGGAAGGAGAAUUCUCAGAAGCUCGUGAAGAUCUUGCUGCCUUGGAGAAGGAUUAUGAAGAAGUUGGUGCAGAGUCGGCUGAUAACGAUGGUGAUGGUGAGGACGAGUACUCUUAAGUGUCUCCUUGAGGAGUCGUAGGCUCUGGCUCUGGCACUACUUCUUGUACUCCAGCUUCAUGUUUCUUUAGUGUCGCUUCUUGUGGCUAGUGCUCUUUAGCAAGUCACCAGCUAGUGACUGCUGCUGCCACCAGAUCACGGAAUUGUUGAGGCAUUUUCCUGAGAUAUCACUGACUAGAGAGGAAGAUGCGUUUGGGGUUGCGAAGAUUAUUUUUGAGAGAUAACGACUAGGUGAUUUGUGGCUUAGUGUUGACAUCCAUUGCCUGCCCCUCACCACUGCACUGCAAGCCGAAGGUGUUCCUCAUUUAACUCGACACAAUUUUCAACUGCAUUGGUUCAUCUUAAGUUUCACUGUGUUGUGCCUGUGAGUUUGUAUGUGCCUACGACCCUGGAGCUCAACGAGCAAGUUCUGCUUAGGAAUGGGUCCCAGUUGCAAUGGAUUGAGGUAGAGAUGUGGUAGGGGUUUGCUGUACAUAUAAUCACUGUUGAUGACCUUGCAGUAAACACAGAUUAUCUUAUCUGAGAGAAGCUUAAGGGGUAGAUGAACCUUGGGUGGAUAGGAUAUAGUGACAGUGUGCUGUAUGAAAGUUGUUAUUGUUGUCACUUGGUUCUUGUGGCAAGAACCUCAAGAUUUCCCAGUAUUGGUCUAAGCAUGCAUUUCCAGAUACCUCUGUCCGAUUUUUGCUUGCUACUUUGAAGCAUGUUUUCCAAGAAGCGAUAAGCUUCAAGGAUCGAUGGACACACGAUAAUAUCGUGCCCCUGAGAACCCUGGAUCUGUGCGCGAGUUGGGAUUAUAUCUACUACCAGGAAAUUUCACUGAUCUUGCUGGGUCUAUAUGAACAGUGAUAGGCUUGCUGUGUUCCCAAAGUGAGCCAAACAAGAGUGUUUUCAACCAGUAAUUUUUUUUGAUCUAGUGGAGCAUAGUUUUCCCUCGAAAAUUGCCCAUCAGUCAGAUGAGCUCGAAACUAAGAUGGAGUUUUGAGUGCUAUUUACUUACAAAAUGCGUACAUAAAUCAUUGAAUGUCUGGGAC